Molecule: messenger RNA, 10108 nt
Organism: Bufo bufo (common toad)
Lineage: Eukaryota; Metazoa; Chordata; Amphibia; Anura; Bufonidae
Gene: CPLANE1
Product: ciliogenesis and planar polarity effector 1
Exons: 54
Coding region: 262-9666 (3134 amino acids)
Biological process (GO): cilium assembly
Cellular component (GO): ciliary transition zone
Source: RefSeq, a predicted model, not a curated record
CUUCUGGCCGGGCUGUACUCUAGCGCCCUCUAGUGUUGCGGCGGCGCCGCCUGUGGGGAGGGCUGUGCUGUAUCCAGGGGCCGGGCCGCUUCCAUCUCCGUUACAGCCUGCUGUUGCCGCUCGUCUUCCCGGGCUUCCUGGGAGGAGAUCCGGCAUGUCAGAGAGCUGGAGCCUGAGUGUACAGAGCGGCGGCCCGAGAUCCAGGUACCGGGACGCACCUUCCAGCCGAGUGCAAGACAUCGCUGAUAUGUUGUGAGGAACAUGGACGUCUCGUUAGAGGUUCUUCUAUCUACCAGCAUCAAGAGGAAAAAGCCGUGUCCCAGGCUGUGUUGGUUGGGCCAGGAGAAGGAAGGCGUGUUCCUGGUUGAUGAGCGGCAGGUCAGUGAGGUGAAGCUGCGGUCUGGCCAUGUGAAGAGGACGUUAUUGAAGAAGAGCAGCAUUGUGAUCCUUGCUACGUCUGAUAAUGGAGCCUGGCUGGCCGCCCUGCACCGCACCGGGGAGCUGUCUCUGUGGAAUAAGGAUUUGGACUGUCUGCAGAUCAUUCCGACUAACGGCGAGAUCUCGGAGGAAAUCGUCUCGGCUCAAGGAAACUCCUUGAAGCUGCACCUUUAUGUGUGCGAUGACGGAAGCAGGGUUCUCCUGGCGACUCACACCGGCACCGUCUACCUGUGGGAGAACACCGAGCAAAAGCCUCCACCCCUGCCCCAGAAGAAGAGGGUCCUGCCGAGCCGGUGGAGCAAGAUAGAGCAUGGUGACAGCGGCGUGUUCCCCAGUGCGACGGACAGGGAGGCGACUGUGCACGCCAUCUUCAUCAAGAAUGAGGUGCUGGGUGACUGCUGCUUGUGCGCGUUCCUCUUCUAUUCAGGACUACGGCUUGUGAUGACUUUCCUGGCUCUGCAAUGGUUUGAGAAAGAUCAGAAGCUGCACAGUGCGGCCCCAUACCAUGUUCAAUGGACCACGCAGGACCUGUCUGUGGUCGGCAUCGCUCCGUCCUGCGCACCGGUGAAAUCCCGAGGCUCCUUGCUGGCUCGCUUCUCCAGAGACGGGUCCGUUCUGACCGUGGCAUUAAACCAAAAAGACCCGAAGGAGACCCGUGUCCUCUUCAUAAACACCAUGAACUUCGUCACCGUGUGCGGCAGCCUGAGGGGGUGCGGCAGUAGGGAUCAGCCGAUCCCACCCAGAUUGCUACGGUCGUACUGGGUGGCAGAUAUGUCCUGGACUGUGGACAGUCUCUUCCUGGCCUGUGUACUGAAGAGAGGGUCUCUGCUCCUGCUGACGCGGAUGGGUGAACUCCUGACUCUGACAACCUUUGGAUGUAGUGUAGAAUUUGGCCCGGCAGAGUUUAUCCCACUUCAUCCAUUCAUUACAUACAGACCCCCGGUGCCGUUGGCAGAAGCCUCUAAUCCCAAUGACUCGCUGGGGUCGGUGGCCUCAGAAGUGGAUCUCAUGAGACAGAGAUAUUCUGUGACCUGUCACCCUCGUCUUCCCUACGUCUUGGUGUCCGAUGGAUAUAUGGUGACCGCGCUGCGCUUCGCAGAAAACGUCUCCCCGCAGAACUUCAUGAAGUCGUUACUGCUGGACACGGCCCAGAGACUGGAGAACGUGCGGCAGGUCCUGCAGAUCGGGAAGUCAAGGAAAAAUGGCGUCAUGCUGAGGCCGCUCUCUUCAUUAAAAGCCACGUUACUGAAGGACCCUUGGAAAGCGCCCUCUACGAUGUCAUCUGUACCAAGCUUCCUACAAGAGGAGGAGGACGUCUGCGGACACCUGCAGAAGGUGCUUGCCCAGGAGGACAGUGAGGAGUCCGAUCAUCCAGAGGACUAUAGACCUACUGCCCCUGCGGGCAGUACCUUCAGCAGAGCUGAGCAGGGCAGACUUGAAUUUGCUUCCAUGUUUGAUACAAUCCACGCCAGUGAUCAAUACAUAGAGAAGAGCGAUGUCGUGGGUGAGCUGCUGCGCAUACAGAGAACCAUACUGAUGGCCUGGGCGGUCGGAGUGUCCAUGGGUAACGUGGCACAGACAGGCACCUUGCUGCGCUACACCGUGGGCUGCCUGUCUCACCUCCUGUCCAUUCUCCAGAACCCCAAAUGUCCAACGCUCAAAUCGGAUAAAGGGAAAUCGAGAGGCGACCCAUGGACGUCCUGUGUGUCUGUCUUCCACCAAUGCCUCACGGCGCUCUCCUGGGACGUGGCUCCACGGCAGACCAUCAGUCACGUGAUAAAACUGACCGCAGAGACCCUCAAGCUAAUCCUUCUCCAGCAUCGGCAGCUCCACUCCAAAAGUCUCCUGGAAGGCUUCUGCCUGUUAAAGAUGGCGGCCCGAAGUUUGAAGGCAAUGUACACGUUGAGGUUUGAGGCACCUGCAACGGACGACGUGGCUCAUGGUGACUUUCUGAAGACUCCAGUGUUCGAAGCAAUGAAACAGCCCAUCAUGGGGUCACCUCUUCAGUGCAUUAUUAAGGAACCCCCAAAUUUAGGGGUUACUAUGAAGUCAGAGAAAAGGUUGGCGGUGCUCUGGCGUUUCUUGUAUGAUCAGACCCUUCAGUACCAGACACGAUUAAGAAAGCAGAUUGCUCUCCACCAGUCUAUGCAGUCGGCACUGGAGGUCCAGAAUGAGGAGAAAGCCAUUAGGAACCUAUUAUGCCAUAUACAGGCCGAGCUCCAGAGCGGGGGAGGACGUUUAUCGGGGGGCGUACGUCUCCUUCCAGUCACUGGGGAAGAAUAUUUCUUGUUGGGAUCGUACAGAGAGUCGGUAGAGUUCUGGAGAAAAGCACUACCGGAGACCGCCGAUCGAGGCGGAAGGAGGAGUGGGUUACUCCAGACUCGCUAUUACCUGGCGGUUCUAUACUGCCACCUCUACCACUACAACCUGACUGAUGCCCAGGGCGUGUGCGACCACCUGGUGAGAGAGCUGCUGAUCCGAUCCAGUCUUCUCCCCGAGACCGAGCAGAGUAUUGAGGGGGACAUCACCGCAGCAGAUCCCCUGACUAGUCGCAGACCAUUGGAGCGGGUGCACCCAGAUGCCGCACUUGCCGUGAUCCGAUCUAUGGGCAGGUUUAUGGCGGCAUAUUUCACCAACCAGCUGCUGUAUGUGUUUCCUCCACACAACGUCUGUGUCCUGCCUCCUCUUCAUGCCUCUACAGAUAAGCUUCCUCGAGUUGUCCCUCUGCAGCACAGUACAGUAGCCUGCAUGGUCAGAGACCAGAAUCUGUCCAGCGUCUGGACGGUGGAGUAUACUCUGGACCUGCUCCUUGUUGGCGGCCUGAUGUCAGAAGCAGCGUGGCUGGCGGACAAGCUGGGAGACUGGAAAAUGUCCGUCUCGAUGGUGGUGGCUUAUAACCUGCACAGAAGCAGCGUCGCCGAGGAACAGAAAGUAGAAUUUCCCGCGAUGCCUCUGUGUCUGUCUCCUGCACACAUAUUCCAGGACAAGCUGCAGUCCUUCCUAGGACAUCCACCCGGUUUAGAAGCCAAAAAUAAGAGCCAUGCCGAAACAAAGCAAUUCACGGAUCCCAUUGAGGAAGAGGAUGCAGACAUACUGUUCAGUUCUGUGCAAGAGAUGUUGAAGGCAGCGGUAAUGGCCGAUGCAGAGAUUCUCACUAUAACCCUACACCAACUGAUGGAGUCUGCGAAGGAACUCGGCGGAAAGCUCUCCGGGUUAGUGCCCGAGCGCUUGUAUCUCCCAGCACCACCGCUCUACUGUCCGCAGCCUUCUUCAGUCAGCGAAGAGGAUCCCAACGAUUUGCUCCUGGAGUUGGAGAAGCGCAGCCGUCAGAAACUGUCCGGCGUCCUGCAGCGUAUACUCCUGCUGUUACGUGCGGCCCAUUGCUCUCUUCCCACUGCCCAGUGGUACAUCAAGCAGAUCAAGCGAGCAAGAAAAAUCAUGCAAAAGAUUAGAGCUAAAGUUUCUCUGCCUCCUCUUGAAUCACUUCCCGAAAACUUGCUUAAUUACGCCAACAGUAGGACUGUGUUACUUAAGCCGGGACCAAGCGGCGAACCUAUGAAUAACCUGGUAUCCUGCAGUGUAAUAGUGUGUUUCAGGGAGCUGUGUGCCCUGUGCUGGAUGCUUCACGUGCGGGAGCGAUUGUCCAUCAGCUGCAGACAAUACCAGAAGGCCAGAGACAACGGCAAACUGUUUAAGAGCGCGGAUGAGGUGGAUUCCUGUGUGAUCGAGCAUUGUUUCCAGGCGUUGGAGUGGGCCUGUCGCAUGCUGCCAUUCACGAGGGCUACAAAUUGUGAAGAGCUGAUACAAGAUCUCAUCCUCAGCCUGAUCAGCGAGCUGCCUACAGUGAAGAAGGUUGCAGAGAUUAUGGUCAGAGCUUUUCCCAAUCCUGAAGACGUCCGGGUUCCCUUAAGGGAAAAGUACCAGUCAGUUCAGCAGCGAUUGAGACACUCCAAAAUACGAGGACUCCACGGUGAGGAGAUGAUGUCCGUUAUCAUCCACAACAUGCAGAGGUCGCAGUUGAAGACUCUUCGACGCAUCCAUAGAAACAUCGGCCCGGUGGAGAUGCAUGUGUGGGAACCCUCUCUGGAUGAAACCCUAGGGGAUGAGUCUCACUGCUAUGAUAAGUUCUCGCUGGGCACCACUAGUCUCAGCAGGAGCACGCUCACUGACCUGGGCAGGCCGCAGAUUUACAGCGACACGGACACUCUAUCUGAUGCAUUGGUGUGGACUGGAGCAGAGGACAGAAUGGAGUCCAGCAUUCCUCCGGCUGGGGCUGUGAACCCUAGAAAGCCGAGCAAAGCCGCCAGUAAGAAACCAAGUGCAAAAAGACAAGCGUGCAGCGAGUCGGGACCUUCUCCACCUAAAGUCGGCACCUGGGAGUUUGAGUGUAAUGAUGAGGAGUACACCAGAUUUCUAGAUCUGUUCCUCAGCUACCUCUUGGAGCGAGAUCUUCUUCAUAGCAGUGAACCGGGGAUCCCUUUCCUGACCGCGUUCUCUCCACAGCUCCGGGAGCAUGAGCUGAACUCCCUCGUCUUUGACGUUCACACCACCCUGAAGCGCAAGCUGGUGAGAGCCGGGAUGAGAAGCGUGUUUAGGGCUGGAUCCUGCUUUACUUUACAAUCGGAAAGUUUAAGGGACUCUGUGGAUAUGGAGGCUGCAUCCCCUCAAACGCAAGGUGCAGCUGAGCCUUCCCAUGCCCCCUGUCCUACGGUGGUGCUGGGGAAGCCGCUCAUCUCCAGCAAGAGAUCCUUCUCCAGCCUCACCUCGGGACGGUCGGUCAGAAGUGGUCUGUUUGGUCUACAAGACCAAGGAACAAAGAAGCGUAAGGACUAUGACAUCAACCUGUCGUCUUCAUCCCUCCCGUCUGCUCCCAAACAUGAGCAGCAUACGUACAGGCUAAUCCAGGGCAAACCCUGCACCCCUAAUGAAGAACUGGGGGACCAACUGCAGGCCAAGUACAGUCGUGAAGCCAAACUGGUCGAGUGGAUGAUCCGAUGGUCCGACCGCAGACUGUUCUGGAGCGCGGGUAAAGCAGAGCUGUGCCAUGUCCCUGCAACCACGGCAAUCCGUGUCAAGACCUCCUCCGCUGCAUUGCUCACAUCAAUAUGGCUGCUGGAGAAGCCUUACCUGGGAAACUCCUAUAUUCAACCUGUUCCCCCAGGCGAUCACCUCGUAGCUCCAGGUAUACAAAGUGAAGUUGAUUCCGAACUACAGGACAGAACCAGUGUGGUCCCCGGAUAUCUAGAGCCGGGCAGGUCUUCUCCAUACACAGUCCAUGAGCGAAAUAAUGUGUCGGAGGAGGAAAACUCUUCCCAGGCGUCAUCAGAAAUAAGACGGAGAAGCCCCAAACAAAGUCCUGAGAGGCAGCCUGGUCCUCAGGAAAAGUCGCAGGACGGCGCGUCUGAAAGCUACAGCCUGGACCAAAUAUCCAUACUGUCAGAAACAGAAGGCGACCAAGAAGAUGAACCCGAAACACAAAGAAGCGUGAAAAUCGCAGUCAGUAUCCGCCGUGCAGUACACGAGGGGGAGAACUUGUCCUGUGAGUCCAGACGUCAAGAUCCAGAGGAACCGAUCGACCCGGAAAGAACUGACGAGUCGCAACUUAGUGAACCCCUAGUUUCUGCUGGAUGCAAUUCUCUGGCGCCCCAGUCCGUCUCCAGCGCAGCGCCUUCUCUCCCGCCUCCUGCCGCAAAUCGGACAGAACCUGCCAAUCCUGAUGGAAACCAAAAUCCUCCAUCCGUCCACAGCUCCGAAGCCGUCAGACAACUUUUUCAAGAUGAAAUGUUCAAGCUCCUACAGCUCCAGCAAAUUAACUUCAUGAGUCUGAUGCAAGUGGUGGGCUCGUCGUUCGCGGCCAUGCCAGCGCUGCAGCACGUCUUGGAGCAAACCUCCCGAAUCGGAAGGAAUCCGACAGUGAACCCUACGAGUGAUCGGCAGAUCAUUAAUCCAGUCCUACCAGCAAAUGCAGCGGCAGCACCUGUGCCGGACACACCGCCGGAGGCGGAGGUAGUGCAGACAGGGAGCGCAGACACUGCUGCUGAGGAAGGGGCCAAGGACGAGCAGAGGAGCAUGAAGGAUGUGCAGAGACUUCCAGAGCUCAGCAUUCCUGCCCGCCAGGAACAGAAGAUCCCAGCGAGGAUGGGAUUAUUAAGAACAGUCCCUCAUCAAGGCCUGCCCUUAAUAACCCUUCCAUCAGGACCACAGCAGACCACAACUCUCAUCAGACUUCCAGCAACAAACAACCAAAAUGGAUUUCCACUGCUAAAACUGCAGCCAGAGCCCCAGUGCUUACCACUCAGACCCCCCCUCAGAGAAGCAUGGGCACCACAGAGCUCUUCCCAGAGGAUGUCCGCCCCCGUUCACCCCCCACUCAGAGAAGCAUGGGCACCACAGAGCUCUUCCCAGAGGAUGUCCGCCCCCGUUCACCCCCCACUCAGAGAAGCAUGGGCACCACAGAGCUCUUCCCAGAGGAUGUCCGCCCCCGUUCGUCUUACCCAGCCUACAGGUGCCAGUGAUCCCAGCAGAAAACAGAAAAGCCAAAAGUGGGCAGAGCUUGUCUCGGGGGUCCUCUACUCACAUCAUAGUUACCAGCAACCACAAGUCAGGCUUCUUGGAAGUGACCAGAUCCAGACGGGAAUGCCUCUGCUCCACCUGCUCUCAGAUCCCGUGCUCUAUAUCCCACCCGUUCAGGACCCCAGCCCCAGAGCGCCAGCCUUACUGCAUCUCUCUAAAGACCUUUCUGACCCGUGCACGUCUUCACCACUAGCAAAGAUGACAUUGCUAAAAACCAACUUACCUCAGCAAGUACAGAUUGAAGCCCAGAGAAGGGAUCCUGGCAUUACCGAAGAAAGUCUCCAGAGGAUGAAAGCGAACAUCCAGCCUUCUGAAGAUGUGGCAAAAGCGGGGGACAGUAUGAAAAGGAAAAACAGGCGCACUCUGAAGGACAAGAAUGAGAAGAAGGCAUCUGUGACGUUCCGUGGAGAAGACUCCAUCAUUGCACCUAACAAUCUGGACGAGGUCACGCGAUCUGAGAUUGUACAUCAUGACAAACAGGAUCUGGAAGACGGAAAUGAAUUUGUCAUUCCAUUCGGCUCUUUUGAAUCCAUGUUGUCGCAUCAGAUCCCAGAGGCUCCCAUCUCUUCUAUGGCAGAAUUACAUUUUAUAGCUUCCACGAUGAAGAGACCGCCGGAGAUUCGAGAUGCAAGCACCAACACUGACUCUGCUUCCAAAAAUGUUAAAGACAAAUGUUUGGAGUCAGAAGACUUCACCUCAGCUGCCGUUGUUCCUGAUCCAGUGUCUGUGGAAUCCCAUAUGCCUCUUAAGGACUCCAGGACGAAGCUUGAAGAAUUUCCUUGCUCUGCUGUGGCCGUCUCUCAUUCGGCUCCAGAGGUGCUGCCCCCCGACUUACAGGAGCAGAUGCCCCCACAGCUAUUCUUAAAUCUUCAAUAUCCGGAUGAACCGGAAGAGCCGCUCGGUCAUUUUGGACAUCGUAUAGAUGGAGAGGAAUUUCCAGACUCUGCUCGUCAGGAUCUUCCAUCUGCAGCUGAACUUCAUUACAUGGCGGCGUCUGCCACUAGAGCGGCGCCGCUGAUCCCAGAAGAUGUCCGCCACGGAGAUAUACUGGAGAUGGCACUGACGGAGGACUGGGCUGCCGAUGCUGCCGACAAGGUCACACAUCAUGUUCUGUCUUCAGAUUUGACAUUGGCCCCUAGAGUGUGGACCCCUCGCGUCAGGAGUAACGAGGCCACGUCCAGACUGAAGGAGAUGGACGCCCAGCUACAAGCGCUGCAGAACAUGGCCGAUGGCAUGGAGCAUGACUUUGCCAAUACAAAACUGCUGGUGAACACAUUGGAGACCUUAACAUCUGCAGUUCAGAUGGAGCCUAAAGACGCCCCCUCCAGAGGAGACGGACCCCCACAGAGAGUGCUGCCGUUAAGUGAUAUAAAAUUAGAAGACCUGACCGAGGAGGAUGAAUAUAACCUUACAAGCCCUGUGGGUAUCGGCUCUCGUGAGCGCCCCCUGGAGGCCUUAAUAUCUUCUAGAGGUGAUGGAGAUCACACCACAGCUCUCAGACUGUCAGAGACCAUGGAUGAAAGCACUGUUUGGCAGGACGCUCUGCAGAUGACCGGCCUUAGUGACAUUGCUGACAUUGUGGGUGAUCUCCUAGAUGGAGGAGCCUCGGCUUCUGAACUGGGGCUGACACCUGCCCAGGCAGAGAAAUUAUCCAGGGCGAGGCUCCAGGGGACAUCAAAGAGGACCCCGAGAGAGCGGGCGGAUCUGCUGUGGUGGAUGAAGACAAAGCAGAGGGAGCGUCUGGCCAAACACCGGAAGAGGCUGCAGGAGCUGAGGGAGAAGGAGCACAAACCCUUCGUGUCUCAGCAGGCUGCAAACCCAUCAAAGACAAUCCGGGAGAUGCAGCAUGUGAAGGGUGAGAGAGAUCGGUCUCUGUUGUCGGAGCAUCACAGUCAUCGGGUGUCAGAUGCCAUUGGUUUGAUGCAGGAAAUGUUGUCAGAAGCCAAGCAAAUUCCCUCUGCAAGUUCCCAGCCCAACACACCCCGAGUCUCCGUCUUCAGACACCAGACCUCAAAGUCUUCUCCAAAAGGGGCUCGCGGUGCAGGGCGCAGUUUGUCUGCCAACCAAGAAAAGCGCAGAUACACCUCCAGAGGCGGCGCUCCUCCAAUACGGUCCAUAUCUACUCCGGCGCGGACACAAAUAAGGGGAUCAGCAACCUUUGUGCUUCCAAAGAGCAACUGGGAACCCAAAAUCCGGACUCGCAGUACACCCAGCUACGCCGCCCAUAGGAGAUAUGAUCCGUCCCUGCCUGGUGACCGCCUUUCCCAAAUCACUCGUAGAGGGAUGCUGACUGCAAGGAACACCGGAAACAGUAAAAGUACAAAGCCCAUUCUGAUGUCCGCAGCAAAGCAAACGUCCAGACAAGAUAAGAGCAGUAAAGGAACUAGCCCGAUGUCACAAUAUGGUGAAUUCCAGCUAGAAGAAGAACAUGAAAGGGACAUUGUGAGCCCUUGGGAAAUCCCUGAUGACAUUAACAGGAUAUUAAACAGAAGCAGAAACUCGAUCCUGUCUCAGGGGUCUUUGAUCAAUGGAGAAGCAGAUUCCAAAAACCUUAACCUGGACAAUUCUUCAGAGAGCACAGGAAGUAUUCUUAGCAAGCUUGAUUGGAAAGCAAUAGAAGACAUGGUGGCCAAUGUCGGGGGUACCGAAAUAUAGCUGGAGAAGCUGCACUUUAUUGUUGGAAACCCCCCCAAAGUGGACCUGUAGGGGAAUUCUGUGACAGGAAGAGCCUAAGAAUUAAAGGAACACUCUAGACCAGGGAUGCCCAACCUGCGGCCCUCCAGCUGUUGCAAAACUACAACUCCUAGCAUGCCUCAACAGUCUACAGCAGGGCAUGGUGGGAGUUGUAGUUUUACAGCAGCUAGAGGGCCGCAGGUUGAGCAUCCCUGCUCUAGACAAACGGCUGCAUUGUGAUAUGACUGAUGCAGCUAGUCCUAGAUCAGCCCUUGUCACGCUCCGCCCACUCAGGCCCUGCACCUGAGUGGAGUGUUCCUUUAACAGACGCCCAUCAUCUUCAUUAGUUCCUGUGGUCUUAACUCUAGUUUUAUCUUCUGUAUCAUGUAAGGUUUUAUAAAGUUCAUUGAAUGGCUUAUUUUUC